AUGACCAAAGAAUUGCAAAGCCCAGAACGACAAACGGAAUCUUUGAAUCUCAAAAAAGAAGUUUCGGACGAGCCAAACAAAACUACAAAGACUAAAGAAAGGGCAAGUAGCCACCCAACAUCCAAGAGUGGAAUCUACCCUCAAAGCGAGGAUGAGGAUACCCUAAAACAAUUUUUUCCAAGAGUCAGUAUGUUGGAUUCAUAUGGGCUAUCCAAAAGCUUAAGGGAAAAGACGACGAAAUUGCACGCCUUAUCAGCCACUACGAAAGGCAGCGAUCGAAACACCUACAACAGUGCCAGGCUUAUUUUGACCAAACAAAAGCAAAGAAAGAGCGUCUCGAAGACCAAGUCAGGCAAUUGA
Molecule: messenger RNA, 360 nt
Organism: Colletotrichum orchidophilum
Lineage: Eukaryota; Fungi; Ascomycota; Sordariomycetes; Glomerellales; Glomerellaceae
Exons: 1
Coding region: 1-360 (119 amino acids)
Source: RefSeq, a predicted model, not a curated record